GUCUUUUUAUUUGUGUGAUAGUUUUACGAACCGCAGUACCAAUCCACACUUGCGUGAGAGAAGAAGACGAAGACAGAAGAAGAAGGCGAUGAGUGGCGGAGGCAAGUCGGCGGCAACGCAGUGCGACAAGUGCGUAGUGGGAAUGCCGGUGGAGCAGCCUGCGCAUCCCACGAACCAGCACACAGCCACUUGGAUCGCCAAUGAGGCUCGUCCCGCGAGCUUUCAAUCCAACCACUUGAAUGCCGCUGUGAGCCGCUCGGUCUCUGAUAUGGUCAAGCACAACAAAAGCGAGGGCGACAACCCGUACCUACAAAUGGUUCCUGGCUGGAAUUCGGUAAACAAUAUGUGCACAACGUUGAACCGGUGUGGGAAAAGGUUCGACGAUGCUAAGCAGAAAGCAGAGGAGCUCGCGGGCAAUUUCUGGCAUCACCUUAGAACUAGCCCUAGCAUAAGAGACGCAGCAAUAGCUAGACUUGCUCAGGGGACAAAAAUGCUCAAAGAGGGGGGACGGGAUAAGGUAUUUGAACAUACAUUUGAGAUUCUGCCCCAAGAGGAAAUCCUGAAGGCAUAUGCCUGCUAUCUAUCCAGGCCCUCAGGGCUCGUCAUUGGGACGCUGUAUUUGUCAAACAAGAGACUGGUCUUCGGUGGUGAUAACCCUCGCCAACACGCUCCCUCAGGGAAGCAAGAGUGGAUGUACUACAAGGUGGAUAUGCUGCUCGAUAACUUGAGCUUUGUUACUCCUGGUUCAAAAAUGUUGGAUCCUUCUGAAAAGUACAUCCAGGUUGUUACGAGGGAUGGUUAUGAUUUCUGGUUCAUGGGUUUUGUAUCGUAUGAUAAGGCUCUCAAGAACAUAAAUGAGGCUUUACAGAAGCAUCGUGACCGUAAGCUGGAAGAAUACAACCACAAUGACUCGCCAAAUGGUGAACAGAUAUCCGACUGUAUUUGAAUAAUUUUGAUGUGUGUCUGACUGCUAUGGAUGCUUAAUGUUUAACUUCGACGGUAACAUCUCCUUUUAAAACAGUUGUAGUCGGUAAUUAUUUUCUUUGAAGCAGCUAUUGGGGCUUGUUUCUUCUGUUA
Messenger RNA from Syzygium oleosum, 1077 nucleotides. RefSeq names its product GEM-like protein 1. The transcript has 4 exons. The coding region runs from base 89 to 946 and encodes 285 amino acids. NCBI's taxonomy places the organism in Eukaryota, Viridiplantae, Streptophyta, Magnoliopsida, Myrtales, Myrtaceae. The record is from RefSeq and is a predicted model, not a curated record.